AUGGACCCGCUUCUCACAGCAGUCCUGUGGAUCGUGGCAGGAAUUGCGGCAUUCAUCGCGCUAUUGUGCCUCUGCUCACUGAGCCACCCGACGCUUCCGCCGCGAACAUACUACGACGACGAGCAUUUGGCAUUCGCCGAGUGCUACACUCUGGGGGAUACACUUUACCGUGGCGACGGUCAGUACCCGAUCUACGAAGCGAUCCCGCAGGCCCAGCGCGGUCGAUUUGUCGUGCAAGUAAUCACGCCAGAGACGGUUGGUGCUGUCAUGCGCGGACCAAUGACGCCUGCGGCCUGGGACGACGUCAAGCUCGCGCACUUAAUGGCCAAGCAAAAGUGCAUCAAGCAGCGCCAGGAGCCUAGUUCAAUCCCCGCUGAGGAAAGGUUCAAGGUGCUAUGGCUCAAGACAUUCGUUGACGAAAACGCUGUAUAUCGUGUGUCCCAGUUUAAUAAGCGCGCCAAGUACAAGACGGGCAGCCUCGAGCCACCCUUACCCGUGCGGCAUCAUUCGCAACGCCCGACGUCGAUUGGUUUUUGCUGCGACCUUUGCUGCGAAUGCUGCUUUACGUGACAUGGUUUUGGCAAGACAGACCACUCGUUACCAAGAGGACGAAGCCCCGUUCUUCUUAUCAAUUACAAGGAAACCCUCGUUUAUACUAGUAUCAUAAACUACACGCCUAUGCAUCCAUUUCAG
Messenger RNA from Saprolegnia parasitica CBS 223.65, 693 nucleotides. RefSeq lists its product as hypothetical. The record is from RefSeq and is a predicted model, not a curated record. Bases 1 to 570 code for a protein of 189 amino acids. Lineage: Eukaryota; Oomycota; Saprolegniomycetes; Saprolegniales; Saprolegniaceae. The transcript is spliced from 2 exons.